UCCUUCAACUCAGUUACUUUUUGAAGUUCAGUCUAACUCAGCAAGAAAGUGAAAAAGUCAGACAGUGAAGAAAAAGCAUUUUUUUUUUACCUCACAAAAUGUUUUUCGUUACAAGAAUUAGUCAUUUGCGUGGGUUUAUAUUUCAGAGUUAGACCGCUACUUUUUAUCUGUGCUUGCAUAUAAAUAAUAACAAAACCCACAGAAGCGUUUGUAGAGCUGCAGUAGUAGCGGGACUGAGGACCAUCAUGCCCGACGUGCCGAAGAUGAAGAAGCCCGACGCGAAGCUUGUUUUCCUGGGAGACAUGAACGUUGGGAAGACGUCGCUGCUCCACAGAUACAUGGAGAGGAAGUUCAAAGACACCAUCAGCACCGUUGGAGGGGCGUUUUUCCUCAAGCAGUGGGGGCCACACAACAUCUCCAUCUGGGACACCGCCGGUCGGGAGCAGUUUCAUGGUCUGGGCUCCAUGUACUGCCGUGGUGCAGCAGCUGUCAUCCUCACCUAUGAUGUCACUAACUGGCAGAGCCUCGCUGAGCUGGAGGAGCGCUUCCUGUCCCUCACUGAUACCGCCAACCAUGACUGCAUUUAUGCCUUAGUGGGGAACAAGGCAGAUCUAACCGAUCCCAAAGCUCACCUUUGUCAGGACUCUGAUGUACUCUCCGAGGACCGCACUGACUGCGAGGAGGCGAGGACAGAACCACAGGUGUUGUCCGCCUGCCCCACACCUCCCGCUUCCCCCGCGUCCCUGUCUGGUAUGCUGCUUCACAAACAGGUUGCACGGGAGGAUGCGGUGGCCCUUUACGGAAGAAUACUGCGAUACAAAGGCCUAGACGAAAAGGGCAGCCUCCCAGCAGAUAGGAUGUGUUUUGAAACCAGCGCCAAAACCGGGUACAAUGUGGACGCCCUGUUUGAGACACUGUUUGAUCUGGUCCUGCCGUCCAUCCUUAGAAAGAGGCAUGAGAACCAGGCCUCUCCGACGGUGGAUCUAGAGGACUGCAGGGAGGCCAGUGGGAAGCGGGGGAAAUCCAGCUGCUGUUAGCGGUGCCAAAAAUAAAUCCUUAAGGCCUCCACCUGCAGACUCCUUUUUAUCAUUGUGAUCACUAAACGUCACCGUGAUGGUACUGCUUUAGUUAGCCUUGACUGAGACUCAUUUCCCAGAGAUGUGAAGAACACAAGUGUAGAUCCAGUUUGUGUAGACAUUAGGAAGGAAAAUAUCCCUUUAUGCAAUAGGACCUUCCAAACUGCACUCUAGACUCCAAAGAUGUGCCUUUGUUUGAUUUGUUGCUGUUGGUAAAUGUUUUACUUCUGUAUUCCCACUUAAUUAACUGCACUAAUCUUUCAUUUCACAGUUUAUUGUAGAACUUUGAUCACAUUUCACUUUAAUCAACUUUUUUUUUUUUUUUACAAGUAUUGAUGCUGAUCUUUAUAUUUUAUUGAAACUGAAUGAGAAAACUGUCAGUGUUGAAAAUUUUUUUAAAAUAUGCCGUCAUAAUAAAGAAUUUUAUUUUGA
Molecule: messenger RNA, 1508 nt
Organism: Cyprinodon tularosa
Lineage: Eukaryota; Metazoa; Chordata; Actinopteri; Cyprinodontiformes; Cyprinodontidae
Gene: rab20
Product: RAB20, member RAS oncogene family
Exons: 2
Coding region: 246-1037 (263 amino acids)
Biological process (GO): intracellular protein transport
Cellular component (GO): endomembrane system
Molecular function (GO): GTPase activity; GTP binding
Source: RefSeq, a predicted model, not a curated record